AUGUGGCCAUUUUCAUCAUAUCCCGAGAGCACAGCAAGUGAUGUAUCGGGACAAGCAUUCGACUACAUUGUUGUAGGCGGUGGCACGGCAGGAUGUCUGAUUGCGAAUCGACUCUCUGCCUCGAAUGCUUCAGUACUUGUUCUAGACAAAGGUCGAGUCAAUGCGGGUCUGCUGUCUAGGAUCCCGCUACUUGGCCCCCUGCAGCGAGGCAUCAACCGCCACCACGCUGAGCCCAACGCAAAUUUGCGUGGACGCCAUGUUCAACUCCUUGCUGGUGAAAUGCUUGGUGGGACAAGCCGCAUCCACUCCAUGGUGUGGAGCCCUGGUGGACGGCCCGAGUUUGACGGCUGGGCGCGAGAUCUGGGACUCGAUGAAUGGAGUUGGGAGAAGGUGGAGCCGGCUCUCGCCCGAGUUGAACAGGGCGUUCAACGAAGACAAGCGGGAGAUACGGGAUUGAUGCCGUAUGUGGACUCAGUGAUGGAAAGAGUCGGGCUGGGUCCUGGGGGCGGCAGAGGCACGCAGCGGUAUGCUCGCAGUGAGCUUUCAAUCGAUGGGCAAGGAGAGCGUAGCUCCGCUUUGACAUCGUGGUUGGAUGCCUCGGUUGUCAAAGAGAGGGAGGGACGACUGACAGUUUGCACGGGGGUCUUGGCAAGCAAGCUUGAGUUUGGCGAUGAUGGAACGAGCGUCACAGGAGUUUGGAUCAGACCAGCAGGAGGAGGCGAGGACGUUCUAGUCAAGGCUCAACGAGAGGUGAUUAUCUGCAGUGGUGUUUUCGGCACACCGCAAUUACUCAUGCUUAGUGGUAUCGGACCCAAGGACCAUCUUUCGGCUCAGAACAUUCCUAUAGUGCAAGAACACCCCGCUGUCGGCUCCCAUCUAAUCACCCAUGUACUCGUGCCAGUCAUGACACAGCUCCCACGCAAAUACACCCUGCACAUUAUUCAGACAGUGGCCAUUUUGUGGCACUUCCUGCUAUGGCUCUUUUCUGGGACCGGUGUUCUCUCUUCUAAUGGACAAUUCGGCGCCGCGUUCUUGCACUCCACCUCGAUCGACGACGAGACUAUGGCACUGCACGAUGCCAAAAUCGAAGACGCUCCUGAUUUGGAGGUCUUGAUAUGCCCCCUCAGCACGCUGAUUGAGCAUGGCGUCCCCGGCGUUCCAUGCAUGACAUGGUAUGCGGCUCUUGUGCAACCUUGCACAACCGGCAGCAUCGAACUCACAUCUGGACUUGAUCCAAAGAAGCCUCUCAAGAUCAAACUUCCCCUCUUGGUUGAUCCUCGUGAUAGUCCACGGUUGCGCAAGAUUGUGCGAUUUGCCAUGCGGCUAGCCUCCGAGUUUGCAAGCCCAGAAAAUGGGUAUCCACAUCCGGCGCCGUUUACCUUGGCCCCUGGGAUGGAUCUGGAGUAUCUCGACUCCAUGCUUGAUAAGACCAAAAGCAAGAGUGACAAGAAGAAGCUCUCAAAAGCAAUUCCACCUCCGAUGGAUGCAUGGAAGGCUGUAACGGACGAGGAAGUUGAUGAGUACAUAAAGAGAGUGGUCACAGGGAGCUACGAUCCCAUGGGCACAUGUCGAAUGAGCCUUACAAGAGAUGACGGCGUAGUAGAUCAGCAUCUCAAGGUUCACGGGAUAUGCAAUUUGCGGAUUGCAGAUGCAAGCGUGUUCCCUCGACCUGGAGGCGCAUCUAUCUCGGCAUCGGUUUACAUGAUCGCAGAGAGAUGUGCUCAAUUUAUCCUGGAUCAAAAUUAG
This is a messenger RNA of Penicillium brevicompactum, 1746 nucleotides long. RefSeq names its product GMC family oxidoreductase. The coding region runs from base 1 to 1746 and encodes 581 amino acids. The record is from RefSeq and is a predicted model, not a curated record. NCBI's taxonomy places the organism in Eukaryota, Fungi, Ascomycota, Eurotiomycetes, Eurotiales, Aspergillaceae. Gene Ontology annotation, molecular function: oxidoreductase activity, acting on CH-OH group of donors; flavin adenine dinucleotide binding. The transcript has 3 exons.